CUAGUACAAAAGAAAGUGAAGGAAAUUCAGGAGCAACAUGCUUCUUCAUUUUAUAUUAUCUCUUUAUACAUUUCCUUUUACAAUGGCCUUGGGAACUCUUCAAGGUUCUAACACAAGCGCUAUAGCAAAGCCAAACUGUCCAACCCACUGCGGAAACGUGACAGUUCCUUACCCUUUUGGUAUUGGCAAAGACACGGGUUGUUCCCUUGACGACUCAUUCUAUGUGACUUGUAACACAUCUGACGGAACUCCAAAGUUGUUCCUCGGUUCAACUGAUGAAAUCCAAAUAUACAGCAUAUCAGAUACGGAGUUCCGUAUGCACAAUGGCUUUGCAAAUAGGUGCUACAACCGAAAUGGAACAAUAUCUGAAGAUUAUGAUUGGAGUAUUGAGCUAAGUGCAUUCACUUUCUCUGUAAAGAACAAGUUUACGGUCCUUGGGUGUGAUGAUUAUUCUUUCAUCAGAGGAAGAAAUGGUGAAGAGUUUUCCAGUGCCUGUAUGGGAGUAUGUAGCAAAGCACAGGAUGUGUCUGAUAAUGGGCAGUGCCCAGGAGUGGGCUGUUGCCAGACAUCUAUACCCAAGGGCCUAAACUACUACAAUAUUACCCUUAACUCCUUUCAAAACCACACAGAUGUUUGGUCCUUCAACCGUUGUGGCUUUGCCUUUCUUGGUGAGGAGGGCACUUUUGUGUUUCAGGGCACCAAUGAUUUAUCUCUUGAAGGGGGUGUUUGGGAGAGGAUUGAUGCCACUGUCCCUAUUGUGGUAGAUUGGGUAAUUGCACGGGAGCACACUCGGAAUUGCUCCGAGUCUUCCGCAUGCAAAGAAAACAGUUCCUGCUAUGAGGUAGAAAGCGGCGGGUAUCGUUGUAGAUGCAACAAUGGUUUCGAGGGUAAUCCCUAUCUUGAUCCAGGCUGCCAAGAUAUCAAUGAGUGCGACGAUCCAGGAACCCAUCCUUGCUAUGGUGAUUGCAAAAAUACUCCGGGGAGUUAUAAUUGUACCUGUCCAUCAGGAUCCUUUGGUGAUGCAAAAAUAGAAAAUGGUUGUCAACACCCAAACAAUUCAAAGUUUUCUUCAACGAUUCUCAUUAUAGCACUGGUGUUUGGCCUAUUAGCAAUACUAUCUAGUAUAUUGGGGAUUUUCUAUGGUAUAAGGAGGAGGAAGCUAAUGAAGCUUCGAGAAAAGUUCUUUGAGCAAAAUGGUGGCUUGUUACUAAAAGAAAAGAUCAAAUCACAAGGGUCUCAAGAGGCAAUGACCUUGUUUAGCCUUGCACAACUUCGGAAAGCUAGUAACAACUAUUCUCAGCAGAACAUUAUUGGCCGAGGUGCUUUUGGCGUAGUGUACAAGGGAGUCUUGUCUGAUAAACGUGUAGUUGCAAUAAAGAAGUCAAUAAUAAUGGAUGGGAGCCAAGCAGAGCAAUUCAUAAAUGAAGUCUUGAUCCUUACGCAAGUCAUCCAUCGAAAUGUGGUAAAGCUAUUAGGGUGUUGCCUGGAAGAGGAAAUCCCCGUAUUGGUUUAUGAAUUCAUAUCUAAUAACACUCUUGGCCAUCACAUUCAUUCUAAAGUGGGUGGAAUGAGUUGGUUAUCGUGGGAAAGUCGACUGAGAGUAGCUAUUGAAACUGCUGGUGCACUUGCAUACCUUCAUUCAGAAACUCUUAUGCCAAUCAUACACCGUGAUGUCAAAUCUACCAACAUAUUAUUAGAUGAUAACUACACGGUAAAAAUUUCAGAUUUUGGUGCAUCAAGGUUGAUCCCAUUAGAUCGUGAACAAGUUACGACUCUUGUUCAAGGCACACUAGGGUAUUUGGAUCCUGAGUACUUCAACACAAACAAACUAACCGAGAAAAGUGAUGUAUAUAGUUUUGGAGUGGUUCUUGCAGAACUCAUAACCGGGAAAAAAGUAAUUAGUGCUGAUAGAUCCAAUGAUGAAAAGAGUUUAGCAACAUAUUUUGUCAAUUCAGUUACCGAAAACCGCUUACACGGAAUUAUAGAACCUCGGAUAUUAGAUGAGGCGACUCCUGAGCAGAUACAAGGUGUAGCCGAUUUGGUGAAAAGAUGCCUUAAUUUACAAGGUUGUGACAGACCUACAAUGAAAGAAGUGGUAUUGGAGCUAGGCAACUUGCGGAAAUCGACAACCCAUCCUUGGAUUCAACAACAAACAUGUGAGGAGACUAGAAGUUUAGACCUAGAAGUUGGGCAAUCUGAUCUUUACGAUGUCUCAUUAGUUUCCUAUGGUGGCUCUAAAUCUAGCAACACAUUUAUACAUGUUGUUUGAAGAAAUAAAUCAAUGUUCAAACGUUUUAAUGAAGUUAUAUAAACUUGUCCUUAAGUUUACCUUAUUGUGGUACUUAAAUGUAACAGUUUAUACAAAACUUGUUAAUCUGGUGUAAGAGUUAUUUUUACGUUUUCUUAGUCAUCUUGUAUAAAAUUUCUCUGUAUGUAUUUUCAAUCAUCAGUAAAUCCUGUAAGAUUAAAUA
Helianthus annuus (common sunflower) is the source of this 2471-nucleotide messenger RNA. RefSeq names its product wall-associated receptor kinase 2. Gene Ontology annotation, biological process: protein phosphorylation; cell surface receptor signaling pathway. The transcript is spliced from 3 exons. The record is from RefSeq and is a predicted model, not a curated record. NCBI's taxonomy places the organism in Eukaryota, Viridiplantae, Streptophyta, Magnoliopsida, Asterales, Asteraceae. The coding region runs from base 38 to 2269 and encodes 743 amino acids. Gene Ontology annotation, molecular function: protein serine/threonine kinase activity; polysaccharide binding; ATP binding. Gene Ontology annotation, cellular component: plasma membrane.